This is a messenger RNA of Myotis davidii, 618 nucleotides long. Its product is annotated as vesicle-associated membrane protein 7-like. Gene Ontology annotation, biological process: vesicle fusion; exocytosis. The transcript has 5 exons. Gene Ontology annotation, molecular function: SNAP receptor activity; SNARE binding. Gene Ontology annotation, cellular component: SNARE complex; membrane. Lineage: Eukaryota; Metazoa; Chordata; Mammalia; Chiroptera; Vespertilionidae. The record is from RefSeq and is a predicted model, not a curated record. The coding region runs from base 1 to 618 and encodes 205 amino acids.
AUGACGAUCACUUACAGCUGCAUUGCUAAUGGCCGAGUGAUCCUGGCGGAUCUGGCCUGGACCGGCGGCUCCUAUCAGGAAACAGCAGCAACGGUGCUUAGACUAGUGCUUCUUAGAGCUGAACCAAAGACCACAAUUCAAAUGGGAAGCUUUGUCUAUCACAGUCUCUUCAUUGAUGGAAUCAUUUACCUAUGUGCCUCAGACAAUGCAUUGGAUAUUGUAACACCAUCUGCAUUUCUUAAAAAUGUUAGUGAUAUUUUUCUGAAAAAUCCUUUGAUGUCACAAGAACAUUUUUCUCCUUCAAAUGCCAUUGCUGCCGAUUUUCAGCAAGUAUUAGGAAAGUAUAUGAUGAAAUACAAUAAAAAUCAAGGUGACAGCUCGAUAUCCACACUGAGGAGUCAAGUAACUGAUGUAAAAAUUAUUAUGACCCAAAAUAUUGAUAAAAUAUUGGAAAGUGAAGAAAGAUUGAAUAGCUUCACUGACAGAACAGAUGGUCUCCACACAACUGUAAGUGAUGCACACCUGUCCUGGUAUCCAAACAGUAAUCUAAACCAUAGGGAUAACCCCCUUGAGGCAAAUUGCCUAGAGCAAAACUAUACCAUGGGUACAGUGAAAUAA